ACAUGGCAUGUUACUGUCGGUGUACAGUUAUAUUUUUAUUCGGCCAGUUUUAAAUAUUGUAAGUGGGGUUUGCCAAAUUAAAGGGGCUGUUUUUAUUUUAUUCAACUUUGGCAAUCCUGAAUGGAACUACUGGAUGGAAUGAACAGAAGUGUCUGUUACCAAAACGUCAUGUUUCACACAGCAGAGAGAGUCAUGGCAGAAGAAAGUUCGAGUAGAAGUGUAGUUUCUACUGUUAACAGCCGUAGCUUCUAUGUCCGACAGGGCCUUUCCUCUCAAGGCAAAGGACCAAGAGGAGGGAUAUUCAGCCUGACAGAUACGGAGGAGGACGUUCAGUUUGAUACCUCAGACUCAGACAAUAACUGUGAAGUGUUGCUGGCGGGGAGACAGUAUUCAUCGAUCCAGGAAUUUGCCUCUGUCAUUCCCAACCAACUGCUGCUGGGAUCUCUACUGGAACACUUGUGUUUUGUUUACGAGCAUGAUCCUACACGCUCACGUAUGCUGUUUAAGGUGAUAGGCCAGCGUUUAGCUGCCAUGAACCUCCUGUCUCCACUCGCUAUCAGUGAUGAGUUUAGUACAGUCAGACUGCAGCAUAACCGGGCAUUCACAGAGCUCCUGCAUGCGGCCAGCUCAUCACUAUUCCCCCAGGAACAUAGAUACUUGAGUACAGAAGGCCAGAACCUAAGAACCAAAGACGGUCUUUUCCAAGCACAGACAUCCCGUUACCUUAGUGAAUUUGAAGAAAUUGCAACACUGGGUAAAGGAUCCUAUGGCAAAGUGUUUAAGGUCACAAACAAGCUUGAUGGUCAGGAAUAUGCAGUAAAAAAAAUUCUCAUCAAGAAAGUAACAAGAGAUGACUGCGUGAAGGUUCUUAGAGAGGUUAAAGUGCUCUCCAGUCUUCAGCAUCCUAAUAUUGUUGGAUAUCACACAGCAUGGAUGGAGCAUGUUCAGCCUGCAGUGAAAAAUCCAAAAUCUCUUGUUUCACAAACAUUUGCAGCAUUAGAGAAACCUUUACAGAAAGAUGGGUGCACACAGGAAAGCACUAACAGCAGCAAUGGAUCGUCCAUUGUCUUUGAACAUUCUGAACAAGGAGAAGGCAAAGAAAAUCAGGUUGCAUUAGAGAUCCUCUCAGUGAAACCCUCAACUUCAAAAGAAGAGAUGGGACAUGCUGUUUGCCCCAAAAAUGUCCGCAACCCACAAAACUUUGUUCCAUGUGUGUUUCUGGGAAAGCCUCGCGCCAUGGUAAACAAAUGCCCUGUAGCUAAAUGGGACAGCUCAACGCUGUCAGAGGAUGACCUCAGUCAAAACAGACAGGUACUGAACAAUAACUCUUCCAUUGAUAUGGAUGCUCCCGAAUGGUCUGAAACGCAGGCACACGAGGUUCAGUUCCACUUAAUGCUUUAUAUACAAAUGCAGCUAUGUGAGCGAUCUUUGAAAGAUUGGAUACAGGAAAGAAACUCAAGGAUCACAGAGGGACUCUUGAUGUCAGUAGAUCCUUGUGAGUCAAUUGACUCUGAAUACACAUUGAAAAUCUUAAAGAAAAUACUUGAAGGAGUGGAGUACAUUCAUUCCCGUGGUAUUAUGCAUAGAGACCUUAAGCCGAGAAACAUUUUCCUUCAUGGACCUGAGUGUCAUGUGAAGAUCGGGGAUUUUGGAUUGGCUUGCCGGAACUUAAUAAUGGAUGAACAUGAGCAGCUGCCCUCCAGCUCUCAAGCAGGUGUAAACACAGACUCUGCUCACACUAGUGGAGUAGGAACUUUUGUUUAUGCUUCCCCAGAACAACUUGAGGGUUCUCACUAUGAUUCAAAGUCAGAUCUGUACAGCAUAGGAGUUAUUGCAUUUGAGUUAUUCCAGCCAUUUGGGACCGAGAUGGAGCGUGUGCACACACUUGGAGAACUACGACAGGGAAAUAUCCCUAAUGUGCUGACCAAAAACUGGCCACUUUUGGCCACGUAUAUCACCCUACUGACCAGUACUGAUCCUUCAAUGCGACCAAGUGCAUCUCAGUUACUUCAGAGUGACCUCUUGAGCACCAAUGACAUGGUUAUUCACAGUUUGAAAUGCAAGAUUGAUGAACAAGAACAGGAAAUUGUUCAGCUCAAGAGACAGAUCAGUGAACUACGGAUCUCUCAAAAUGCAAUACACAGUCCAGAAAAGAUAUAAUAAUAGUAACUUUUUUGAACUGCCAUAAGUGCUCAAUAUAUGUACAUUAUGUAAAUUGUUGUUUGGAGAUUGUUGUAUGUUUGACGUCUGCUUUGCUUGUAUGUAUAUAAAAGAGUGCCAUAUUUAACUUGACAAGAGGUUUGUAAAGUAAAGUCCCAUGCCAAUGUUGCA
Messenger RNA from Carassius carassius (crucian carp), 2331 nucleotides. It is a transcript of the gene eif2ak1, whose product is annotated as eukaryotic translation initiation factor 2-alpha kinase 1. The transcript is spliced from 15 exons. Gene Ontology annotation, molecular function: ATP binding; protein kinase activity. Lineage: Eukaryota; Metazoa; Chordata; Actinopteri; Cypriniformes; Cyprinidae. The coding region runs from base 121 to 2160 and encodes 679 amino acids. Gene Ontology annotation, biological process: protein phosphorylation. The record is from RefSeq and is a predicted model, not a curated record.